Recurvomyces mirabilis is the source of this 2520-nucleotide messenger RNA. RefSeq lists its product as uncharacterized. NCBI's taxonomy places the organism in Eukaryota, Fungi, Ascomycota, Dothideomycetes, Mycosphaerellales, Teratosphaeriaceae. Bases 1 to 2520 code for a protein of 839 amino acids. The transcript is spliced from 7 exons. The record is from RefSeq and is a predicted model, not a curated record.
AUGAAGUCGACCGAAAAGAACAAGGGCUCAACGGCGCGAAGAAUUCUCAAUAUACAGACGGAUACUGCCAACAAUGAGCUCAAACAUGAGAUCACUGCAGGUCUCAAUCCUGGCGAAGGCAAGGAGAAGACCCUGCCUACCCUGCUAUUAUAUGAUGUUGAGGGUUUAAAACUCUUCGAACGCAUCACGUAUCUCGACGAGUACUAUUUGACAGGCGAAGAGAUUAAGACGUUGGAGCGUCAUGCCAGGACCAUGUCCGAGCACAUCGAAGACAAUUCGAUGGUGAUAGAGCUCGGAAGCGGCAAUCUUCGGAAGAUCAAGAUCCUUCUGGACGCUCUGGAGAAGGCCCAGAAAAAUGUCGACUACUAUGCUCUUGAUCUGAUGGAGUCAGAACUGGAGAGGACGCUGGCAGAAGCACCUCAAUAUCGGUAUGUAACCUGUCAAGGAUUGCACGGCACCUACGAUGACGGCCUGGCCUGGGUUCAACAGCCGCAGAACGCCAACAAGCCUAAGACGAUCUUGUCCUUGGGCUCCAGCAUCGGGAACUUUGAUCGUGGCUCUGCAUCCAGCUUCAUAAGAUCUAUUUUUGCUGCCUUGGGACCGAACGAUAGCGUCUUAAUUGGCCUCGACGCAUGCCAAGAGCCAGACAAGGUUUACCACGCCUACAAUGACUCCAAAGGCAUCACGCACAAAUUCAUAGCGAAUGGCCUCAAGCACGCUAACACACUGCUUGGAAGCGAGAUUUUCCGUCUACCCGACUGGGAGAUUCUUGGUCGCUAUGAUGAGGCAGGCGGGAAGCACCAGGCGUUUGUUGCACCCAAGCGUGAUCUUGCCGUGCUUGGGGUCUCCAUCAAAGCCCACGAGCAGAUUCGCAUCGAAGAGAGCUACAAGUACAACUCUGCUCAGGCCAAUGAGCUCUGGAACCAGAGUGGGGCCCUGCAGAAAAUCAAGCUUUCGAAUGACGCAGGUGAUUAUGCAUUGCAUUUAUUGAAGAAGCAACCAAGAAUCAUGUUUCCCACCAAGCCCGAUGAUUAUGCAGCCCAGCCUGUGCCGAGCCUUGAUGACUGGAGCCAGCUUUGGAAGGUGUGGGACCGGGUCACGCGACAGAUGAUACCAGACCAAGAGCUCUUGGACAAGCCUAUCAAGCUGCGCAAUGCUUGUAUCUUCUACCUUGGACACAUUCCAACAUUCCUUGACAUGAAAAUUACUGAAGCCACCAACACACCUGCAACGGAGCCGAAGUACUUUUACGACAUAUUCGAACGUGGCAUCGAUCCUGACGUCGACAAUCCCGAGCAUUGCCACGCUCAUAGUGGGAUUCCGGACUCAUGGCCUGAGCUUGAUGUUAUUUUGACUUUCCAAGACCGCGUGCGCCAACGUGUCGGAGAUCUGUACAAGACGGGUAGAGUCUUCGAGGAUGCCUGGACUGGCCGUACAGUGUGGCUUGGGUUUGAGCACGAGGUGAUGCAUCUUGAGACGCUCCUGUACAUGAUGUUGCAGAGCCGUUGGUGCAACCCGCCUGCGACUGCUCCUCAGCCGGACUUCGUCAAGCUUAAUGAGCAAGCACAUGCUGCCGCUGUUGAGAACAAGUGGUUCGACAUUCCCGAACAAACUAUUGACCUUGGUCUGGACGAUCCCGAUGAUGCUGAGGGGGCUGUUCGACACUUCGGCUGGGAUGUAGAGAAACCGAUCCGGUCAGUGACAGUGCCCUCAUUCAAAGCCAAGGCUCGCCCUAUCACAAACGGCGAGUACGCACGAUAUAUGAUCACCACCGGCAAGACUUCUGUGCCUGCUUCGUGGGGUACUGUGGAAAGUGCUAGUGCUACUGAAGGCAUGGGUGGAGAUAUGAACGGUAACUCCGACCUGCAUUAUUUCACUCGUGGUAAGGCAGUUCGCACAAUGUACGGUCCGGUGCCACUUCACCUAGCAUUGGACUGGCCCGUAUCAGCCUCAUAUGACGAGGUCUCUGCAUGUGCACAGUACAUGGGUGGCCGCGUGCCGACACUUGAGGAAGCUCGAAGCAUUUACUACUAUGCCGACUAUACAAAGAAGAAAGAAGCAUCCAAAGCUCUUGGCAGGACAAUUCCAGCAGUCAACGGGCAUCUUGUUAACGAUGGCGUCGAGGAGACACCACCAUCCCAGCCUUCAGUCAACGGCUUCAGGGCUGGAAACAGUCCUGAUCCCAACGAGCUCUACGUCAACCUCGACGAGGCGAAUGUCGGCUUCAAGCAUUGGCACCCAGUCUCAGUCACUCAGAAUGGUGACAGACUCGCCGGACAAGGCGAAAUGGGUGGCCUCUGGGAAUGGACUAGCUCAGCUUUGGAGAGGCAGGAAGGCUUCAUGCCAAUGAAACUCUACCCUGCAUAUAGUGAUGACUUUUAUGAUGGAAAGCACAAUGUGGUGCUCGGAGGCUCAUGGGCAACGCAUCCGAGGGUUGCUGGGCGGAAGUCCUUUGUCAACUGGUACCAACGCAACUACCCGUACGCUUGGGCAGGUGCCCGCCUCGUGAAGGAUGCUUGA